AUGAAUGCAGAAAAAUUACAAAAAUCGGAGCCUAUGGAAAUUCCAAGCUGUGUGCGAAACUAUGCCAAUGAGUAUAAAAUCCAACAAAAACAAAAGAACGAGACGGAUUCGUUUUCACAGAAUCCAAGGCCUGUUUUCAUUGGGCCUGUCAGUCAGUCGGUCGGCUUUCGCACAACCCUGGCCUGUUUUCACUGGGCCGUCGAGUCUGAUCGGCUUUCGCACGACCAACACAAAACAACAAGAGUCAGAACAACACUGGAAACAAAUUGUGUGACUUUAGUACGCGUGCGAAACUAUGCCAAUGAGCAUAGAGUCUCGUACCAAAUCCACUUUUGA
Messenger RNA from Helobdella robusta, 336 nucleotides. RefSeq lists its product as hypothetical. NCBI's taxonomy places the organism in Eukaryota, Metazoa, Annelida, Clitellata, Rhynchobdellida, Glossiphoniidae. Bases 1 to 336 code for a protein of 111 amino acids. The record is from RefSeq and is a predicted model, not a curated record. The transcript has a single exon.